GCAAUCGACCGGGCCGACUACUAUCUGGAAGAGUUCCGGGACAACGCCUACAAGGACCUGGCCUGGAGGCACGGCAACAUCCACCUCUCAGCCCCCUGCAUCUACUCAGAGGUGAUGGAGGCCCUGGACCUCCAGCCUGGCCUUUCCUUCCUCAACCUGGGCAGUGGCACGGGCUACCUCAGCACCAUGGUGGGGCUCAUACUGGGUGAGUCAGGACCACACAAACCACACCUGGCCAGGUGAAAUCUAGACUGGGUGAAAAAGGGAUAGACUUGCUCCCGAUUCACUAGAUCUUCUCAACUUUGGUGACUUAAAUUAGAUAAGUGCAUUGCAAUGGCGCAAGAGAGGCUGAGCAUCUUUCUUACCAUUGAGACUCUCAGCCACGUAUGGUCCUCACUGCUUUACACAAGCCUGUGGAUGUGUCCUGUUAAGGGAAAGAAAAUGGAGAAGUGUAAAUUGUUGACGGACUCUCAUUGUUGAUGGACUGACUCUUUCCUUGUUUCUCCCCCUUACUUUAGGUCCAUUUGGAGUGAACCAUGGGGUGGAGCUGCACCAAGAUGUCAUUGAGUAUGCAUACCAGAAACUGGAGUUCUUCAUCAAGACCAGCGACAGCUUCGACAGGUAGGAGGGUUUCAUGAUGAGAGAGCUGGAGAUAAAGUGAUAGAAAGAGAAAGAAAGGUGGUCAACAGAGCAGAGGUAUUAUACCAGUUAUAGGAGCUAUCAGGAGCAACCAGUUAAAUGUAGUUACUCUGUAAAAAGCUAGUAAGUUAUAGGUUACUCACCACACAGAGUAAGUCUGUGUCUUCGGUGUACAGGACACAUUUUAUUCUGGGUCAGGUGUCGUUGAUAAGAUUGUUGAGAAAACUAUGUUUUGGGAGUGCUACUGGUAUCCAAGAAACAUCAGACUGGAAUGGGGGAAACGUGUGUUUCUAUCUGUGUGUGUAGGUUUGAGUUCUGCGAGCCCUGUUUCGUGAUAGGGAACUGUCUGGAGAUAGCCCCAGAGAGUGGUCAGUAUGACAGGGUGUAUUGUGGAGCUGGGGUGCAGCUGGAGCAGGAAGACUACAUGAAGAACCUGCUC
This is a messenger RNA of Coregonus sp. 'balchen', 1078 nucleotides long. Lineage: Eukaryota; Metazoa; Chordata; Actinopteri; Salmoniformes; Salmonidae. The record is from the annotation of a GenBank genome assembly.